Puma concolor (puma) is the source of this 2463-nucleotide messenger RNA. The record is from RefSeq and is a predicted model, not a curated record. Lineage: Eukaryota; Metazoa; Chordata; Mammalia; Carnivora; Felidae.
AUGUCGUACCAGUGGAGUACUUCAAGUGUCCUAAGGAAUAAUGGCAGUGUCAGGCCGUGGACCCAGAAAGAUGUAGCACUUAAGCCUCAGGAACGUGUGGAGAAACGCCAGACCCCUCUGACCAAGAAGAAACGAGAAGCACUUACUAACGGUCUGGCCUUUCAUUCUAAGAAGAGUAGACUCAGCCACCCACAUCAUUACAGCUCCGACCGAGAGAACGACCGCAACCUCUGCCAGCACCUUGGGAAGAGGAAGAAGAUGCCGAAGGGACUCAGACAGCUGAAGCCAGGCCAGAACAGCUGCAGGGACAGUGACAGUGAAAGCGCCAGCGGAGAAUCCAAGGGCUUCCACAGGAGCAGCUCCCGGGAAAGGCUCAGUGAUAGUUCAGCUCCUUCCAGCUUGGGAACAGGCUACUUCUGUGACAGCGACAGUGACCAGGAAGAGAAGGCAUCAGAUGCCAGCUCUGAAAAGCUCUUCAAUACUGUUAUUGUAAACAAAGAUCCGGAGUUAGGUGUCGGCACACUGCCCGAACAUGACAGCCAGGAUGCAGGGCCGAUUGUCCCCAAGAUAUCCGGUCUAGAGAGAAGCCAGGAGAAGAGCCAGGACUGUUGCAAAGAGCCCAUCUUUGAGCCCGUGGUGCUUAAAGACCCCUGCCCUCAGGUCCCCCAGCCGCUGCCCCAGCCCCAGGCGGAACCCCAGCCCCGAGCUCCUUCUCCAGACCCCGACCUGGUGCGGCGCACAGAGGCCCCGCCUCAGCCCCCACGUCCAAGCACACAGCCACCACAGGCGCCCCCAGAGGCCCAGCUUCAGCCCGCCCCUCAGCCUCCGGUGCAGAGGCCGCCGAGGCCGCAGUCCCCCACCCAGCUGCUCCACCAGAGUCUCCCGCCUGUGCAGGCCCAUCCCUCAUCCCAGAGCCUCACCCAGCCAUUGUCCGCCUACAACAGCAGUAGCUUAAGCCUCAACAGCUUAAGUAUAGUAGCAGAAGCAGCAGCAAAGAUCAUGCCCGCCUCACUUCUCACAUCUCUCUCACCACCUUCGGCCUCCCCUGCUCCUCUGUCAACAGUUCUUAACCACAGCCCCUUGCACAGCUUCACACCCACCCUCCAGCCCCCUGCACACUCACAUCACCCCAAUAUGUUCGCCCCUCCCACGGCUCUGCCUCCGCCACCACCUCUGACUUCAGGGAGUCUGCAGGUCCCCGGACACCCGGCCGGAAGCACUUACUCAGAGCAAGACAUCUUGCGACAGGAACUGAACACACGCUUUCUGGCCUCUCAGAGUGCUGACCGCGGGGCUUCCCUGGGCCCUCCGCCCUACCUGCGGACCGAGUUCCACCAGCACCAGCACCAGCACCAGCACACGCACCAGCACACGCACCAGCACACCUUCACGCCGUUCCCCCACGCCAUCCCCCCCACCGCCAUCAUGCCGACGCCAGCACCUCCCAUGUUUGACAAAUACCCUACAAAAGUUGACCCAUUCUACCGGCACAGUCUCUUCCAUUCCUACCCUCCUGCAGUAUCGGGCAUCCCCCCUAUGAUUCCACCCACUGGUCCUUUUGGUUCACUACAAGGAGCAUUUCAGCCGAAGACCUCCAACCCUAUCGAUGUUGCUGCUCGACCCGGGACCGUCCCGCACACUCUGCUCCAGAAGGACCCGAGGUUGACAGAUCCUUUCAGACCUAUGUUAAGGAAACCAGGGAAGUGGUGUGCUAUGCAUGUUCACAUCGCCUGGCAAAUCUACCACCACCAACAGAAAGUCAAGAAACAGAUGCAGUCAGACCCACAUAAGCUGGACUUCGGAUUGAAACCCGAGUUCCUGAGCCGCCCCCCAGGCCCCAGCCUCUUCGGAGCCAUCCACCACCCCCAUGACCUGGCCCGGCCUUCAACUUUGUUCUCUGCCGCUGGUGCUGCACACCCAACCGGGACCCCUUUCGGGCCACCGCCUCAUCACAGCAACUUCCUUAACCCUGCCGCUCACCUGGAGCCUUUUAACCGUCCGUCUACGUUCACUGGCCUCGCAGCGGUUGGUGGCAAUGCCUUCGGGGGACUUGGAAAUCCUUCAGUUACACCCAACUCAAUGUUCGGCCACAAGGAUGGCCCCAGUGUGCAGAACUUUAGCAGCCCUCACGAGCCCUGGAACCGGCUGCACCGAACGCCUCCGUCGUUCCCGACCCCUCCGCCCUGGCUGAAGCCAGGCGAGCUGGAGCGUAGCGCGUCCGCUGCAGCUCAUGACAGAGAUAGAGACGUAGAUAAACGAGACUCAUCUGUUAGUAAAGAUGACAAAGAAAGGUACGGAAAGAAACCGUUCUCGAGCCCCAAUGGGGAAGCCCGCUGGGUGCCAAGGGCAGCCGUCCACCCUCCCCGUCCCAGCCUCGUGCUCCAGCUGGCCCCGUGGCCUCAGCUCCUCGCUCCGCCCGAGGCCGGCCCCCAAGUCCCCGAGCGCACCCCCUCGGCCCCGUAG